UAACUUUUUCUCUAGUCAUUGUUUGAGUGCGGUUCGGUACUGAGAGAGUCUAUUGAGACGAGCCGUCGUUGUUGAAGCAAUAGGCAAACAUUCUGCGAAGUUAACUUUAGCUGGAAAAAUAUUGGCAGCUGACUCAAUGAAAAGUGACAGCUGAUUUGGUGAGUAUAUGGGCGGGCGAGGAGGUAUACAUAUGUGGUUAAGUAUCAGAAGUUGGCGAUAACUGGGCAAAACAGACGCUAAUCGUUCGGUGGGCGAUAAUUGCAAUUUGGUUAGUUGUUGCCACAGCGCGCUGCAAUGCAGACCAAAAACCGUUUGCGACGCGAAUAUAAUUCGUACAAUGAUCUGAGCAGAGAGUUUCGCAUGUACGAUGAGCAGUCGAUGGACUCGCUGCUGGAUGAUCGCCUGCGCAUCCACAUGAAUCCCAAUGGCAGCGAUGAGCUAUCCUUGCAUCGUGACGAUUUCUACGCAACCGCCUAUCCGCAGUCGCCGCAGCUACUGCUGCGCCAGCACAACUUCAAGCUGAAGGUCUACUACUCUAAUGUGGGCAACUGCGUGCAGUGCAACAAACGCAUACGCUUUGCGAUGGCCAGCCUGAGGUGCCGCGACUGUCCGCUGCGCUGCCACACGGACUGCUGCAGCCAGCUGACGGUUAACUGCAUACCACAGCCGCUGGUCAGCACGAAGCGCGGCCACUUGAGCGACUUUGUGCCACGUGCGGCACCCAUGGUGCCUGCUUUGAUAGUCCACUGUGUCACAGAGAUUGAGGCGCGCGGCCUGGAGCAGGAGGGUCUGUAUCGGGUCUCCUCCACCAGGGAGAAGGUCAAGCGUUUGCGGCACAAGCUGCUGCGCGGCAAGGCAACGCCACAUCUGGGCGACAAGGACACGCACACGCUAUGCUGCUGUGUGAAGGAGUUUCUCCGCUCCCUGGAACGCCCCCUGAUACCCAUGUACCAUAGACGCGACUUUGUGCUGGCCACACAGCAGACCGAUCCGCUGGCUGCCGAGGAGCCAUUGUAUCUGGCCAUGGUGGAUCUGCCGCAAUCACAUCGUGACACAUUGGCCUUUCUCAUGCUGCACUGGCAGCGCAUCGCCCAGAGCCCAGCCGUGAAGAUGUCCAUUAAUAAUAUUGCCGUUGUAUUUGCACCAACACUCUUCGACGAUGUCGAUCUGAAUCUGAGUAACAUUGUGCUCUGGCAACAGGUGCUGCGCAUUUUGCUGCUCCAGUCGCCCGGUUUCUGGGCGCAGUUCCUUGAGGUGGAGCCGCUGCUGCCAGCUUGUUCGCUGGAUGAUGAUGAAUGGAAACGUGAAAAUUACCAUUCACCCAGCUGGCAAACCGUGAAAACCUAUUUUAGAUCUAUGGUUAAUCUCGCUGACUGAGGCAAGUUAGUUGACAAUCUGACAAAUUGAUGGAAUACAUAUAGUAGCCAAUAGCCGUUAGCCUUGUAAUUUUAUAAUUUCCCAAGAGCUAGUUAAUAUAUCCAUAGACUAUUA
Drosophila montana is the source of this 1491-nucleotide messenger RNA. It is a transcript of the gene RacGAP84C, whose product is annotated as Rac GTPase activating protein at 84C. Gene Ontology annotation, biological process: mitotic spindle midzone assembly; Rho protein signal transduction; mitotic cytokinesis. Gene Ontology annotation, molecular function: GTPase activator activity. The transcript is spliced from 3 exons. Gene Ontology annotation, cellular component: midbody; centralspindlin complex; nucleus. Lineage: Eukaryota; Metazoa; Arthropoda; Insecta; Diptera; Drosophilidae. The coding region runs from base 295 to 1377 and encodes 360 amino acids. The record is from RefSeq and is a predicted model, not a curated record.